GGCAGCGGAGACACUGGCCCGCUCUCGAAUCCAAGGCGUCUCUGUCCGGCAUGGCCAGGUACAGGCUGCUGCUGCUCCUGGCGAUGUGGGUGCUGACCGGGGAGCUGUGGCGGGGGGCCGAGGCCCGGGCAACGUCUUACGGAGUGAAGCUCUGCGGCCGAGAGUUCAUCCGAGCAGUCAUCUUCACCUGCGGGGGCUCCCGGUGGAGGCGAUCGGACAUCCUCGCCCGUGAAGCUAUGGGAGACAGCUUCCCGGAUGCAGACGCUGAUGGAGACCAUCUGGCACACGAGCUGGAUGAGGCUGUGGGGUCCAGCAAGUGGCUGACCCUGACCAAGUCCCCCCAGGCCUUUUACAGGAUGCAACCCAGCUGGCAAGGAAGCCCCCGGGCUCUUCGGGGCAGCCGAGAUGUCCUGGCUGGCCUUUCCAGCAGCUGCUGCAAGUGGGGCUGUAGCAAAAGUGAAAUCAGCAGCCUCUGCUAGUUCGAGGGCUGGGCAGUCAUGGGCGCCAGGACCAAUGCCCCAGUCCUGCCAUCCACUAGACCGGUUUCUGGCUGGGCACCUGCCUUUCCAGCCUCACACAUUCAUUCAUUCAUCUGCAAGUCACAGAGGCCAGGCACUAUGGCCAGGCACAGACUCCCAACCCCACCUGCCCUUUGACCAGCCUGUCAUGACCCUGUCCCCUGAGCAAGCUGUGCCCCUUAUCCUGACCCCUGACCUCUCCCCAGCCCAAACCAUGUGUUUGCCUGGCUUACACACUCCACUGCUACAACUGGGUCCCUACCCUACCUAGACGGGCCACAGGGAGACCCCUGUCCCCUGCCCAGUCCAAACUAUGGCCGUUGUCCCCUGGCCAGCUCAAAUUAAGCCUCUGUCUCAGUCCCGCCUUUGCACGUUUCUUUUCCUUGCCUUCCAGCCUCUUUCCCUCCAACUCCCUUGCCAGAGUUCCAAGGCCAUGGACCCCAGUAAAGGUGGCAUGUGGUCCCCCCAGGAGAGCUCUGGGCACAUGAGAAUCUUCCCAAAUUCCAAUAAUAAAAAUUUCAAGCCUUUG
Cebus imitator (Panamanian white-faced capuchin) is the source of this 1047-nucleotide messenger RNA. RefSeq names its product relaxin 3 (gene RLN3). The transcript is spliced from 2 exons. Gene Ontology annotation, cellular component: extracellular region. The record is from RefSeq and is a predicted model, not a curated record. Lineage: Eukaryota; Metazoa; Chordata; Mammalia; Primates; Cebidae. Gene Ontology annotation, molecular function: hormone activity. Bases 51 to 479 code for a protein of 142 amino acids.